Messenger RNA from Camellia sinensis, 1532 nucleotides. RefSeq names its product stearoyl-[acyl-carrier-protein] 9-desaturase, chloroplastic. NCBI's taxonomy places the organism in Eukaryota, Viridiplantae, Streptophyta, Magnoliopsida, Ericales, Theaceae. The record is from RefSeq and is a predicted model, not a curated record. Gene Ontology annotation, molecular function: stearoyl-[ACP] desaturase activity. Gene Ontology annotation, biological process: fatty acid metabolic process. Gene Ontology annotation, cellular component: chloroplast stroma.
AGAGAGAGAGAGAGAGAGAGAGAGAGAGAGAAUGGCUGUGAAAUUCAACUCUGUUGCCUUUCAAUCCCAAAAGUUGCCCUGUUUUGCAGUCUUGGAGAAGGCCAGUCUAGGAUGUCCCAAGCAUUUCAUGGCUGCCACAACCCUUCCCUCAAGCUCUAACUCUAAGAUGGAGCUUGAUAAUAUGAAGAAGCUAAAUCUUGGUCAGAAGGCAAGAGUUCAAGUAACUCAUUCUAUGCCACAAGAGAAGAUAGAGAUAUUCAAAUCCUUGGAAGACUGGGCUAAAGAGAAUGUGUUGGUUCACCUAAAACCAGUAGAGAAAAGUUGGCAACCGCAACAGUUUUUGCCUGAUCCAAAAUCAGAUGGGUUCAUGGAUCAAGUGAAGGAAUUGAGAGAAAGGGCAAAGGAGCUUCCAGAUGAUUACUUAGUUGUAUUGAUAGGAGACAUGAUCACAGAAGAAGCUCUUCCAACAUACCAUUCUUGGAUUAACACAAAUGAUGGAAUUAGAGAUGAAACAUGCUCAAGCCUUACUCCUUGGGCUAUUUGGAUUAGGGGAUGGACGGCUGAAGAGAAUCGCCAUGGUGAUCUUCUCAACAAAUACCUCUAUUUAUCUGGUCGAGUUGACAUGAAACAAAUUGAGAAGACAUUGCAUUAUCUAAUUGGCUCUGGAAUGGACCUUAAAACAGAAAACAAUCCCUACCUAGGGUUCAUUUACACGUCAUUCCAAGAAAGGGCAACCUUUAUUUCCCAUGGUAACACAGCCAGGCUUGCCAAACACUAUGGCGACAACAACCUAGCUCAGAUAUGUGGCACAAUUGCCUCUGAUGAGAAGCGGCAUGAAACUGCUUACACCAAAACAAUUGGGAAGCUAUUCGAGAUUGAUCCCGACACAACUAUCACAUCAUUUGCCAAGAUGAUGCAGAAGAAAAUAUCAAUGCCAGCUCACUGGAUGUACGAUGGUGAAGAUGACAAUCUUUUUCUGCACUUCUCAACCGUUGCCCAGCGGCUCGGUGUGUACACCGCCAAAGACUAUGCUGAUAUUUUGGAGUUUUUAGUGGACAAAUGGAAUGUAGAGAAGCUUACUGGACUUUCUGGUGAGGGAAGAAAGGCUCAAGAUUAUGUUUGUGAGUUAGGUCAAAGAAUUAGAAGGCUAGAGGAGAGAGCUCAACUAAAGGCCAAGCAAGCACCAGUUAUUCCUUUCAGCUGGAUUUUCAACAGAACUGUGAAGCUCUAAAUGCAAGAGGGUGACAAAUGAUGGGUUACUUGUUAGUUGAAGCUUUGCUCAACCAAGGACAUAAAAUAGAAGUUUAAUACAUGAAUAUGUGUUUUAUUGGGAAGUUAGAGACUAUUGCUCCAAUAGACUAAUGUAUGAGGUUUGUAUGUUAGGUAAGAAACUAUUUUGUGUAAUGGGUUUGUCAAGGUGAUCUCACUUUUUGUCUCAAAUGUAUGUGGGCUGAUGUACAUCACCAUAGUGUAUCCAUUACAAAAAAUAUCAUCGUCUCUUUAUUUGGUAUUAUGAAUAUUAAUUAAAGAAA